Soboliphyme baturini is the source of this 513-nucleotide messenger RNA. The record is from the annotation of a GenBank genome assembly. Lineage: Eukaryota; Metazoa; Nematoda; Enoplea; Dioctophymatida; Soboliphymatidae.
AUGCAGUUAUGUUUAGGAUGGAACCAGGUGCAAACUAUUGACUCGCUUCUGCGGAAGGGUGGCUUCCGAGGUCACAUAACUCCGGAGGUGCGGAACAGCAUUUGUUUGGUGCGGUUUCAAUCAGAGAAAAUGAGCGUGUCUUACGCGGAGUACAUGGCCUACAAGCAGGAGGCCAAUCAGUACGAUCGCGUGAACGUGUUUGGAGUUUACUCGCUGUCGGACGGCGGUCAUACACACAACGGCUUACCAGGCACCGUGGUCAGUGGUGACGACUGCUAUGCUGAUCAAAAGCCGUCGAACAAGUCCGAAUACUGUGUCAAUGGGCGAUUGUACCAAAGUCGCAACAAACCGCACAGUCACCAGCGCGCUGCCGCUGACCUGAAGCUACAGGAAAAUGCUGUAUCGUGUCCUCUGAAAUCGUCUUUACACAUUCAUCUUCCGAACGCCGGCGAUUUCAGUCACAUUCUACCUCGUAAUAAUUACACGGGACCUGAAAUGCAAAAACGAAAUUAA